GAACACAACGAAGAAGAAAGCUAAUGUGUGCGUCUUCUUAACGCUCCAAGGUUGAAGGUCAUUUAACUUGGUGGGACCAUUUCCUAACAUCAGUUUAGCUAGCUGUUUGCAGUUAACGUUAGCAACACCUAUCUGGACGGAAAGCGGGCUAAAGGUGGUUGUCAUUUGCCCGAUCCGUUCUGGCAACCGGGUUUGUUGCGGGCGGAGAAGACCCUUUUCCAACAACGCUGUUGUCAAACGAUAGCGGCGACAGAAAGUUGACGCCUUUUAUUUUCGCGAAUGCUUGAAACAUGCGUUGAACAACGCCUCCAGGGACGGAUCGGGCAGUGGCAGGUAGCUCGUAUUUCAUAAUCAAAGCGCUGGACUUGUUGAACUUUUUCGCAUAGACCAUUGACCGGUUUGUUGUUAUUACCGCACUGUUUGCUAGCUGUAGUUAGCUUGGAAAACGGCCUCUCAUUCUUGUCAGGAUGCUCCUCAUUGUCCUGGUGUGCAGCUUGUCCCUCUCUGUAACAGGACAGGCGGAAGACGACUGGAUCGACCCUUAUGAUAUGCUCAACUAUGAUGCCAGCGCCAAAACCAUGAAGAAACCUGUGGAGACGGUGAACUAUCCCAGCGUGCCAACGAAAAGAAGAGAACAUAAUCAAGGCCCUGAUCAAGCAGACCUAUUAGUGUGUAACAAAAAUGUGGCAAAAUUACAAAGUGAGAAUGAAGAGCAGAGGAAGCAGAUUUCAUUAAGUUUACAGCAGUCUGCAUGUGUUCCAGUCUUCAAGCGAUUCUUCACCAGGCUGCUGAAGGACAUAGAAAAAGUUGGUCUGCCCAGUGAUGUUAAUGAAAUCGUGUGUGAUGCUAAAGUGAGCCUGUCUAAACAAGCAGCCGUGGAAAUCAAGAAGCUUCUGUCCGGCGAGCAGAGCUGCAGCAACGGGGCAUUGGAUGAUGCUGUCAGCCAGGUUCUGGUGGACCUCAGACCACACAACUAUGAGGCCUGGAGGUGGCGUUUUGAGGAUAACUUCGGUGUGGACUUAGACACGGUGUUGAAGGUGUGCUUAUGUGUUAUGAUUAUCGUGACCAUCAUCUGUACUCAGCUGUGGUCGGUGGUUUCCUGGUUCAUCCAGUUCAAGAGACUGUUCGCUAUCUGCUUCUUCAUGAGCAUCAUCUGGAACUGGUUCUACCUGUACAAGAUUGCCUUUGCUGAGCACCAAAACAACCUGGUGAAGAUGGACAGUGUCAACGCCAAAUGCACUGGAGUAAAGAAAAUUGACUGGAGCGAUAGCUUGAAGGAGUGGUUCAGGAGUACACUAACUCUUCAGGAUGACCCCUGUAAGCGGUACUACGAAGUCCUGAUGGUCAACCCUAUCCUGCUGGUACCUCCAACCAAGGCUAUAUCAGUCACUAUCACAACCUUCAUCACGGAACCGCUGAAACAUGUCGGGCAGGGGAUCAGUGAGUUCAUCAGAGCCCUCCUCAAGGAUCUACCAGUCACCCUGCAGAUCCCCGUUUUUAUCACCAUCAUCCUUGCCGUACUGAUCUUCAUGUAUGGAAGCGUCCAUGCAGCUUUCCAGUAUGGUAUCACUGCGCCCUUCCGUGGUCACAGGCGCCAGCCUCCGCCUGCACUGGACCAGCCUCAGCCUCGCCCUCUCCGGCAGAGGGAUGCAGGUCGCAACCGCUUAGCUGGAGGGGACACGCUUCAACCUGUCACAAGACCCAGGGCCAUCCACGGCAGAUCAGACCACAAGGUUCACCAGCAGAAGCCUGACAGAAAAAGUGAGAAGUCGUGUGUGUUUGUUGAGACUCUGCGGAGUGCCAACCAGCUAUCCAGUGAGGACGAGCCAGAUGUAGUGCUUAGAGAGGAAGAUGCUGAUGAAGAGCAGCAGGAGAGGCUCUCCAACAGCGACUCUGAAGCUGAAGGAGGAGAUUCAGAUGAUCAGGAGGAGGUGCUGGAGGAGCUAAAAAGUGCUAGCUCCUGCAGUGUAGCUGAGGCCAAAGCCAAGGCUCCCGUUGCCAAAGCUAAACCCACAGCAGUGGAUCAGAGCUCCAGAAAUGCAAACCCUACUCAAGCUAACCAAAGCAAAGACAGUGAGACACCCAAAUCUCUGCUAGCUAAUAGACAGGCUGAGAGACCAGCAGGGGGACAGCCCCCACAAACUACAACAGCAAAAGGCAGUCAGGUUCUUGAAAGGCCCGAUAAAGAGAGCACACAUCGCCAGUCAAUGGAUCAUAUUGAAACUAUAGGAGUUCCAGUUCAAGAGACGGCACCACAAUAAAACUGUCUUCCUGUGCCUCAACAGAGCAGGAAGUGCUUGACUUUGAGGACAUGCCUUACUUUAUCAUGGCAAGUAAAAAUCAUAAUGUUGGAAUUUUUUUUUUUUUUUUUUUUUUGAUUUUUCUCCUUUUUCUCUCCAAUUGUACCCGGCCAAUUGCCCCACUCUUCUGAGCUGUCUCAGUCUCUGCUGCACCCUCUCUGCCGAUCUGGGGAGGGCUGCAGACUACCACAUGCCUCCUCCGAUACAUGUGGAGUCGCCAGCCGCUUCUUUUCACCUGACAAUGAGGAGUUUCACCAGGGGGGAUGUAGCGUGUGGGAGGAUCACACUAUUCCCCCUCGAACAGGCGCCCCGACCGACCAGAGGAGGCAGUAGUGCAGCGACCAGGACAGAUACCUACAUCUGGCUUCCCACCCAAAGACAUAGCCAAUUAUGUCUGUAGGGACCCCCGAUCAAGCCGGAGGUAACACGGGGAUUCGAACCAGCGAUCUCCAUGUUGGUAGGCAACGGAAUAGACCGCUAUGCUACCCGGACGCCCGUUGGACUCUUUUUAAUGUAAAUGUAAAAAUAAGUAACAUUUUAUGUUUCCCUUUCUGUAUAUUGUAAGAAGGCAUUUAAUACUGUGAAAUAAUUAUUUUCGUAUGUCAGGUUGAAUCAUGGUAGUGGAUUUGUUCAGAUACUGCCUGCUUCAUCAGCUCUAGAAAAUUAUGAAUUGGUGAUAAAUGCUUGGUUUUAAUUUCUGUUACACUAUUGUUAACCAUACUAAUUGUAAAUAUAGUCCAAUAAAAUUUUGAAUUUUUCAUAAAUUUUUAAUGGGGCUCUGAAUGUUGAU
Messenger RNA from Lampris incognitus (smalleye Pacific opah), 3090 nucleotides. It is a transcript of the gene clcc1, whose product is annotated as chloride channel CLIC-like 1. NCBI's taxonomy places the organism in Eukaryota, Metazoa, Chordata, Actinopteri, Lampriformes, Lampridae. Gene Ontology annotation, cellular component: membrane; endoplasmic reticulum. The coding region runs from base 468 to 2261 and encodes 597 amino acids. The transcript is spliced from 10 exons. The record is from RefSeq and is a predicted model, not a curated record. Gene Ontology annotation, molecular function: chloride channel activity.